This is a messenger RNA of Lynx canadensis (Canada lynx), 8521 nucleotides long. It is a transcript of the gene ATG16L2, whose product is annotated as autophagy related 16 like 2. The record is from RefSeq and is a predicted model, not a curated record. Gene Ontology annotation, biological process: negative stranded viral RNA replication; autophagosome assembly. NCBI's taxonomy places the organism in Eukaryota, Metazoa, Chordata, Mammalia, Carnivora, Felidae. Gene Ontology annotation, cellular component: autophagosome membrane. The transcript has 19 exons. The coding region runs from base 295 to 2319 and encodes 674 amino acids. Gene Ontology annotation, molecular function: protein binding.
GCGGGCCUUGGGCGAUCUUCCGUUACUUCUGAACUCGGUCCAGGCGCGGAGGGGUUAAUGACCCGGCCCGGGAGUGUGCCCACAGGCCUGGGGGAAGCCGCCCAGAGCCCGCGACUUCCAUCACCGCAUAUUGCCGCGGACAGCAAUGGGAGCCCCGACGUAGCAGACGCUCUUAGUACAAUCCGGGGAUUCCCCGCCGCCGCCGCCCCCUGACGUCACGGAGUCCCCCGAGGCCCCGCCCCGGUUUCGCCUCCUUCCGCUGGAGGUGCGCGCGGUGCAGGCGCGGGAGCUACCAUGGAGGGGCCCGGCGCCCCCGGUGUCCCCUGGAAACGCCACAUAGUGCGGCAGCUUCGGCAGCGGGACCGCACGCAAAAGGCACUCUUCCUGGAACUGGUGCCUGCCUAUAACCGUCUCCUAGAGAAGGCUGAAUUGUUGACCCGGAUCUCAGAGAAGCUGCAGCCAGAGCCAAACGAUGCCACUCCUGCUACCCACCAGGGCCCCUGGGAGGAGGAAUCGGAGCCCGAUUCAGACCAAGUCCCUUCACCAACCACUCUGAGGAUGAAGUGGCAAGAGGAGGAGGAGGGGCUCCGGCUGGUCUGUGGUGAGAUGGCCUACCAGGUGGUGGUGAAGAGCGCAGCCCUGGGCGCCCUGGAGUCGACGCUGGAGGAGCGGCAGAGCAGGCUGGCGGCUCUGGAGGCCCGCGUGGCGCAGCUGCAGGAGGCGCGGGCGCAGCAGACCCGGCACCUGGACGCGCAGCGGGCGCUGAACGUUGCGCAGCGGGCGGCGUACGAGGCGCUCCGCGCGCAAGCCGGGCUCCAGGAGGCGGCCCUGCGUAGGCACGAGGAGGAGGCACGUGACCUGCUGGAGUGGCUCGUGCAGCGCAAGGCGCGCGCUGCCGCCGAGCGCAACCUGCGCAAUGAGCGCCACGAGAGGGCCAAGCAGGCGCGGAUGUCCCUGGAGCUAAAGAAGGCUGCCAAGCGGACAGUGAGCAUCAGCGAGAGUCCAAACACUGUAGGUGAUGGGAUCAGAGAGAUGGCUGAGACUGUGACCCUGACUGCUGAGCCCCUAUCCCUGGAGACUGAGGCUGGUGAGAAGUGGAAGAGGCCCUUCAGGUCUGCCUCCGCCACCUCCUUGACGCUCUCCCGCUGUGUGGAUGUGGUGAAGGGACUUCUGGAUUUCAAGAAGAGGAGAGGCCACUCUGUUGGAGGAGCUCCUGAACAGCGAUACCAGAGCAUCCCUGUGUGCGUGGCCGUCCAGCCUCCUACCCAGGUUCAGGAUGUGCUGAAUGCCCACCUCUCCGAGGUCAAUGCUGUUUGUUUUGGCCCCAAUAGCAGCCUCCUGGCCACUGGAGGGGCUGACCGCUUCAUCCAUCUCUGGAACGUUGUGGGAGGUCGUCUGGAGGCCAACCAGACCCUUGAAGGAGCUGGUGGCAGCAUCACCAGCGUGGACUUUGACCCUUCGGGCUCCCAGAUACUGGCAGCUACUUACAAUCAGGCUGCCCAGCUCUGGAAGGUGGGGGAGGCACAGUCCAAGGAGACACUGUCUGGACACACAGACAAGGUGACGGCUGCCAAAUUCAAGCUAACAAGGCACCAGGCGGUGACUGGGAGCCGAGACCGGACAGUGAAGGAGUGGGACCUCGGCCGCGCCUACUGCUCCAGGACCAUCAAUGUCCUUUCGUACUGUAAUGAUGUGGUGUGUGGGGACCAUGUAAUCAUUAGUGGCCACAAUGACCAGAAGAUCCGGUUCUGGGACAGCAGGGGCCCCUGCUGCACCCAGGUCAUCCCUGUGCAGGGUCGGGUCACCUCUCUGAACCUCAGCCAUGACCAGUUGCAUCUGCUUAGCUGUUCCCGAGAUAACACACUCAAGGUCAUUGACCUUCGUGUCAGCAAUAUCCGCCAAGUGUUCAGGGCUGAUGGCUUCAAGUGCGGUUCUGACUGGACCAAAGCUGUGUUCAGUCCAGAUAGAAGCUACGCACUGGCAGGUUCCUGGGAUGGAACCCUUUACGUCUGGGAUGUGGACACUGGGAAGCUGGAGGGCAGUCUCCGGGGAUCCCACUGCAUUCAGGUAGCAGAGAGAUCUUUGGGCUGGUGGCUCCAGGACACCUGUGCUUGGCUCCCUUUCCUCCUCCUGCACAGAGCUGGGGCAGAGCCAGUCUGGCCUCAGUGCUGUUCAUGUCUGAGGAGAAGGCAUGAAGAAAGGCUCAGAGGCGACAAAGGGCAGUGGCUCUUGGAGCCAUGGAAAUUUCACCCUUGGUCCAGGCUGGUCCAGAGGCCAAGCCAAUACCUUGGGUCCUCCUGCUUCAGGAGGGUAGACUGAGCUGUGGAGGGGCCAUGGGAGUUUGAGGAAGGGAGCAGGGGAAGCAGCCCAGAGGGGCUCUGGUGGAAAGGGUUCUAAUAAACUAGAGAGUGAGGUCAGGUACUUAGUACACCAGGCCUGCCUUUAGAUGGGGGCGUGUUCUUGCUCCAGAGGCAGAACCCUGAGUGAAAGGGAAAUAGCCUGAGUAUGUCUGUGUCUUGGGGAGGGCCCCCAUGGGCUGGGCCUGGGUUGGGGCUUGUUGGCAUGACAAGCCUCUGUGGUACUCAGCAGACCCGACAGGGCAGAGCCUGCACACCCCAGUUCCUUUGUCAACUUCAGGUAUGGAGGAGUCAUCAGCAGGACAGCCAUUGCCAGUCACAAGGCAGUCACAGGAAGAGACCUUCGUCCCUGAGUGAUGGAGCCUUACUUUUGGGAUUCUGCCCAUCUGAGAUUCAAAGGCUUCAAUCCAGAAUUAUCGGUUUUCUCCUUUAUCACCGUAGAAAGUCUCCCUUGGGGGGCCUUUGCCAUUUCCAGAAUUUGGAAACCAUUCCCAGGAUGAACAGCAGAUUGCUGAGAACCUGAACUCCACAGCCAGGCUGUCUGGGUUUGAAUCUCAGCCCACUAUUUAGUAGAGUGGUUUUGAGCAGGUUCCUUAAUAACUUUGUGCCUUAGUUUCCUCCUCUGUGAAAUGGUAUGCACCUCAGAGGUUGUUAGAAAGACUCAAUGUGUUGGUAUCUGUGAAGCUCCUGGCACGUGCCAAAGGCUGAGUGUUGAUUGAAUACCCAGUCUACACUCUGCUGACUCUCAGCUCACUCACUGCUCUUGGCCCAGCUGUCCCCUGAGCUCUGGGUGACAUACCCACCUGCCUCCUGGACAUCUCUCCCCCUGACAUAAGUGUCUCUUCCCCUCACAUCCCACAUCCUCUGGCACCUGGAGCCUCUAACCUGGCUGCAAUGCAGGCCACCUUCUCCUAGUCUCAUCUCUCCUCCCAGAACCCUCUUUGCCAAGGCCGGAGUGACUUUCUAAGAUGGCAUGCUCACAGGUACAACCCUCUAAAGUUCCCAGGCUGCCUGCAGAGAAGCUUGACAUUAAAUUCAAAGACCUUAGGAGCCAGCCCGUCGACCUCAGCUGCAUCUUCAUUUCCUUGCUACUCUGUUUUACACAUGGACUUUCCCUCUGCCCAGAAUGUUCUUCUCUCCCACCCCAGUUCCAAUUUGUCUUUCGGAUCUUCUCACUGAGAGCCUUUGCUCAUUUACCAGGCUGGCCAGGGGACUCCUCCAUUCUUGUGUUCAUUGGUGUCUCCUUCCCUCGGGAGCUCUUGGAAGAUGCCAGCAUGGGAACAGAGUAUUCCUUGAGAUUAGGCCUGGCACAGAGAGGGUCUGAGAAGUGUCUAUUAAAUGGCUAAACUCUCUUACUCAAGGACUCAGUAAACUUAACAGUUGACGCUGGGAGUGUAGUAUUAUUCCAGCCUGACUCCUGAAGGCCUGACACUCUUCCCAUCCUGUCCCAGCCCUCUUGUCCUGGCUUCUGGUGGCCACCAGGAGUCACCAGCUGCUUACUGUCUGCCAGGCCAUUCUCCAGUCUCCUGGGAUUCAUGGCUGGAAAGACCAGUGCCUCCAGUAACCACCAUUACUUACGUGCUCAUGUGUCAGGCACAGUGCUCUGCACUUUUCAUGCAGUAGUUUAUUCCUCCCAACCUCCUGGUGGGGUAUCUCUCAUACGUGAUAAAAUUGACAGGUAUUAUGUGAGGUCAUACAGCUGGCACAGCUGGAUUGUGACAUGUAUAUGUAUGUUUUAACAAAGUAACAUUUUGAGAAUCUGGGCUUCCAUUUACGCAAGAUCAGGGCAUCUUCCCCCUGCUCCCCAGUGCCCGAGGGGUAUGUGCUCUGUCCCCACCAUUGGUGGGGGAUUCUAGCUUUGUGUAUCCUAAAUCCCUCCCUGCAUCCUCUCUUCUGUUUUCCAUCUGGGCCCUGGCCACCUACGCCUGAGUCUGGAGGGUCAGUGUCCCUUGAAGUGAGGGACAUGCAGCCCCCAAAAGUGAAGUGAACUUGAAUCCUGGGAGGCCGUUACUGGCUACACCAUUUGGGGGCUGGUACCUCACAGGACUGCAGUGAAGUCUACUUAGAUAAUCCAGAAAAGGUGCUCAGAGAUGACUUAACUCCACUCUAGGGCCAGCAACCCCUCUGCUCCCCGUAAGCCUUUCCUUCUUUGUGGGGCCACUCUGAUAGCACCCUUGGAGUGCUCACCUCAGGGAGCACAUGUGUACCACAGCUUACUUGGAAUGCUUCUGGAGGAGCCAGUCUGGAAGGCCAGCCACAGGCCAAGGAGGUGGGCGUAGCUGGCAAAGACCGAGCAGGGGAAGAGCUCAGAGGAGAGUGGUUGGGAAGGUUGUACCUCCAUCUAGUUUUUGAAGUCUCUGGUGGGGAUAGAAUCCAGGGGCUAAAAACCUCUCUAGGCCUUUAGUAUCCUCCAGCUCUCCAGUCUGCAUACCUUGCAGGUUUUCAGUACUUGGGCUGCAUGCCUGAGUUGGGGUCUCUAAUAUCAAAACUGGAAUACCCUUUCUCUUGCUGUGCACAUGGAUUGAGGCCCAGAGAGGAGCCAGGGUCUUGUGCAGGGUCAUAGCAGAGCUGGGGUAAGGACUCAGCUGAUUCCUCUUUUCUGAAAAUUACCCUCAGGUUCUGCAGAGAGGAGCUGGCCUGGUCUUCAGAUACCCAGUUCUAGGUUCUGCUCCGAGUGGUCUUUCUGAAAGACCUUGAGCAAAUCGCGGUGUCUUCCAGGGGAAGGAUUUUCCCCAUCUGUGAGACUUCCUGCCCCACAGCUCUGGGCCUCACAAAAGAUGUCACAGCUCAUCCCCGGUGGGGGGGGGGGGGGUUCUGUAAGCCUGCCCUGUCCAAUCUCAGGCCUCGGUGAGCCUGAGACUAGACAGCAGCUCCUGCUGCCUCUCGGUCAUCUCCCUGGAAGACACACCUCAGCUGGAGUCUGCUGUUCCUGACUCUCCCCUACCAGAUGUGAGCCCCCUUGGUGACAGAGAUGAGAUCAGAGUCACUUAUGUCUCCAGUAGACAGAACAAGACCUGGGGUGGUCAGUUUGCUGACUGGACAAAUAGGAAUUGAACAGAGGUGGUCUUGGCCCUUAGAAAGUUUUCUGGAAGAAUCUUGGUGGCACCAGGUAUGGACCCACCUGUGAGAGUUGGCAUACCAUGUCUGGGUACAGGCUUGUUCCCUUUCUCUGGACACACAUCUUGUCAAAAAUAUUUUCAUUUUAUCUGCUCAGUAUUUUUGUUGAUCCUCCUGGAUCUUAAGAAGCAGUUUGUAUUGCCUUCUCAUUCCUACUUUACAGAUGAGGAAAGCAAGGACUAGAGAGGUGAAGAGAUGAGUCUAAGGCCACAGCUAAUCGAGGUGGCCAGGGACCUGAAUAUGGGCAUUCUGACCAGGAUCUCCCUAUGCCCCUCACAGGACCAAGGGCGUGACGAGAACAAGAAGGCUGCUUAGGUGUUUAGCACACAGUGUGGAAAGGGUGUGAACCCUAUUUGUGGGUCCAUCUGUUUUUUCAGGAUUACACUCCGGGAAAAUAUUCCCAGACUAGAGAGCUCUCAGAAACAGACAUGAGAGAAGUACUUCAUUUGUUGUUUUGGCCAACAGGACCAGGGGAAAAUGGUCCAGGAACAGGAUGCUCUUUGGCAUUCACAGGGUUCUUGGAUCAACAGUGACAGAGCAAACAGGGAGAGUCUAGGAGGAAACUUAAUUCUGGUUGUGUCAGGUUGCAGGAUUUCAGGACAAAUUACAAUUCUCCCCCUUCUAAACUAAAAUUUCUAGAACUUGGUUGUGGUUUUGUCAUAAAAACCUCUUUGUAAUGAGUAAAAUAAACGCAAAGAUUCCAAGCAGCUAGAUUUUGUUGUAAAGCUACUCAGUUUAGUUAAUCAGGCAGUAAUUGGCUCCAUAACUGAGGGCUGUGGCUGGACCCCGGGCAGCAAGGGAAUAGUGCAGCCCAGGAUGUGAUUACAGCCCAGAGGAGGGUUUGCUUUCUCUCAGUGGACAGUCCAAUGGCUUGAAUUUUCUUUUUAGUUUCUGGCCAUCCUGAGAAGUCUGUGUGCUCGGUUCUCAAAUACUGUGACCUUUUUGUUUGGUGUUUUCAUUGUGUCUAGAAACUGAACUCAUCUAGCAAGAAGUGUUGGAUAAGCCCUUAGAAAUCAUUCCACUCCUUUCAAAGCUGGGGAUGCAGCGGCCCAGAGGGAAAGGUCACCCAUCAAGUGGUAGCAGGGCUAAAGCCAGCUGACAUCCUCCCACUUGCAUAUCUGUCUGGUUUAUGGGUGUGGGCUAGGGUCGAAGGUCAGAGAGGAAAGGGUUCCAGGUGAUAUGCGGUGAAUCUAUGGCUUCAUUGCUUUACAGUUAGUUCCUCUGAUGACGGAGGCCAAAAUUUAGCUGUGAUGCUGGGGUGGGGCAAUUAGCUUAACUCUGCCCCCUUAUCACAGACUAAGCCCCUGCUGCCAAUAGCAAUCUCAAAUGUGAACACCUUUCAUUAGCAGGGGAAGGCAGAAGAUGGAAAGGGUAUUGAAUGUGGUAUUUAAUACCUACCUACGUGCACCUACCUUCCCUUGACAACCUUGUUGACUAUGAGGCUGGAAGAAAGGAGCUCAGCUGUAGAUCACUAAAGGUGGGGGAGGUGAUGGCGAGGAAUAUUGGUGUUUGGUGGUGACCACCUGUGCUACAGACUUGAGGUAUCCUUCUUGGAUCCACAGUGUUAUCCUCAAGUUUCCAUGAGGAUGUUGAGGCUCAGUUCCCACAGUUGUCAAGUGAGAGCCAGGACUGAACUGAGACCUUCUGACUCCACAGUCGAUGCUGUUGUCUCUUAUGCUGCUGGUGGGAGUGUUAACAGACACAAUCAUUUUGGAGGCCAAUUUGGCAAAACCUAACAAAACUAAAUGUCCAUAUAGCUUUUUUACUUUCAAAUUCCAUAUUUGGGAAUUUACCCAAUAUUUUUACUGGAACAAAUUUAUAAAGAAUCAUGUACAAAUAUGGUAAUUUCAACUUUCUAACAGCAAAUGGAUGGAUACAACCUAAACAUCCAUCACUAUAGGAGGCUUAAAAUUGUGAUAUAUCCAAACCAUGGAGAAUAUAGCCUUCAAAAAGAAUGAGGUAAACCUACUAAAUAUAUAACCCCACAUAUGUAAAAAGGUAAUGUGUACAUGUAUGAGUUUUAUGUACAGAAAAUGUCUGGAAGAAUACAUAUUGCAUGUGCCCAGCCCUGGGAAGAGGAGAGCUGUGGGGCCCCUCCCCAAACACACUGAGCCUUGGUCCUCGGUGUGGCUGGCUGGCAGCCAGAGGGACUUAGCCUUUAACUGGGAAUUCACUUCCCUCUCUAUCUGUUUUAUGGUUUAAAAAAGGAGGGCCUAGGGAUAUCUUUAUAAAAAAGCAUUGUCUAUUUGGAAGGUCUAUUUACCUAAAUCUUUUUAUAAGGAAACUUAGAAAACUUAAUUCCAUUUUUUUUUAUUAUUCAACAUUUUAUACAUAAUAAAUACAAACUUUUUACAGCCACUGUAAAGAAAGCACAUCUGCACAGAGGCACUCCCUCCAAGCCUGGCCCUGUGCACUGUGAUGCUUGAUUACAUGUCCUGGAGGGAGGGGUUCUUUUUAAAAAGGAGGCAUAUUUUUACAACUUUGUUUUUUUAAAAUAAAAUUAGCAGCUCUUCCAAAAAAUAUUUUAAAAUAUAACAAAAGAUUUCAAAUAACUCUCUGAGAAUGUGGAAAAUCCAGAUUCAAGGACAAUUUGGCUAGCUAAAGAGAGAAUACAAGACUGGGUAGCGAGAACUGCCUGAUUUAAGCACUUGGAAGAUUUUGUAAAGUGCUUUGAAGAUUUUUAACAUGUCAGAGAACUUUAAAAUCUUAAAAAAACACCCUUUUAAUUUCUUUUUUAAACUUAAGAAUAAGUUUGAUAAACACAAAAAGACCUCAAAUAGAUCAACAGGUUAAGAAAUGCAAAAAACGAAACAAAAACCCCAAAUUACGGAGAAGACUCGUCGCUGGGUACUGUCACUGAAGUGAUCAAAUGACUAACUGAAGAUUUCUUCAGCUACAACCUGACUUUUGGUCAAAAAUCCCAUGGGGACAUUUGGCGAGCAUUUCAAGUUUUAAAGAUUCUUAGGAGGGAUGGAGUUUUCAAAGCAUAAUACAACUUUUAGAUCAAAUUCUGCAAAUCUGAUUUCUUAAACAAAAACAAAAACAAA